AAAGAGCGGAAGGAGAAAAUGUGGGAUCCAGCACACAGAGCAGCUCUGGCUGAAGCUAGUCGCCGGGCAGAACAGUUUGACCUUGCACACCCCUCUCCCUCACAGUCUGAGAAGCUGCAGAAGGAGGAGCUGCUGUGUCAGACAGAGAUACUGGCGUCUCUGGAGAAGAAGUACAACGACCCGGGUCCGGUCUACGACUGUCUGCUGUGGAACGACGGAGACACCUGGAGGGCUGUGGUAGACACCUCAGAGACUGGAGACCUGUCCCGCUGCACGGUACUGGCCUCCUACAGAGAGAAGCAGGAGUUUGCUACUCUGGGAGACGCUGAGAUGCUCAACUACUCUGUUAACAUCUACGACGAAGGAAACACUCUCUGCAUCGUCACCAGCGGAGGGGCUCAUGGGACACACGUGGCGAGUAUAGCAGCAGGUCACUUCCCAGACGAGCCGGAGCGGAACGGCAUUGCCCCCGGCGCCCAGAUCCUGGCGUUGAAGAUCGGAGAUACGCGCCUCAGCACCAUGGAGACGGGCACCGGACUCAUCCGCGCGAUGAUAGAGGUGAUCAACUAUAAAUGUGACCUGGUUAACUACAGCUAUGGAGAAGCUACCCACUGGCCCAACUCAGGGAGGAUCUGUGAGGUGAUUGGUGAAGCGGUUCAGAAACACAACGUAUUGUUUGUGUCCAGCGCUGGAAACAACGGGCCCUGUCUUUCUACUGUAGGCUGCCCUGGAGGGACCACAGCUGCUGUGAUAGGUGUGGGAGCGUAUGUGACUCCAGACAUGAUGGUUGCAGAAUAUUCUCUGAGGGAGAAGCUUCCUCCUAACCAGUACACCUGGUCGUCUCGGGGCCCCAGUACCGACGGGGCCCUGGGGGUCAGUAUCAGUGCUCCGGGGGGGGCCAUCGCCUCCGUACCCAACUGGACUCUCAGAGGAACCCAGCUGAUGAAUGGUACCUCCAUGUCGUCCCCUAACGCCUGUGGAGGGAUUGCCCUGGUGCUGUCAGGUCUGAAGCAGAACGGUAUCCGCCCGUCGGCGCCUGCGGUGAGGAGAGCUCUGGAGAACACCGCUCUGAGGGUCGACGACAUCGAGGUGUUCGCACAGGGACACGGAAUCAUACAGGUGGACCGAGCUGUAGACUACCUGACCCAGCAUGCCUCUCUCCCCACCUCUAACCUGGGCUUCACUGUUACCGUGGGAACGCAGCGAGGCAUCUACCUCCGAGACCCCACCCAGGUCCUGACCCCCUCCGACCACGGGGUCGGCAUCGAACCUGUUUUCCCCGAAAAUACCGAGAACACGGAGCGUAUUUCUCUGCAACUGCACCUGGCCCUGACAUGCUCCGCCUCCUGGGUGCAAUGCCCCUCCCACCUGGAGCUCAUGAACCAGUGUCGUCAUGUCAACGUCAGAGUCGAUCCCCUGGGGCUCCGAGAGGGACUGCAUUAUACUGAGGUGUGUGGUUAUGACACGGCUUCCCCCAGCUCUGGACCUCUGUUCAGAGUCCCCAUUACGGUUAUCAUCCCCACCAAAGUUCCUGAGGGCCACAGUCAGGAGGUACUGUUCACAGAUGUCCACUUCAGACCAGGACAGAUACGACGACACUUCAUCACGGUUCCAAAGGGAGCCUCCUGGGCAGAGAUAACAUUGACGUCUCAGAGCGGGGACGUGUCCUCUAAGUUUGUCCUCCAUGCGGUCCACCUGGUGAAGCAGAGAGCUUACAGAGCCAACGAGUUCUACAAGUUCUCGUCUCUGCUGGAGAGGAGCUCCCUGACUGAGGCCUUCCCUGUCCUGUCGGGGAGGACGGUAGAGUUCUGUAUCUCUGUGAUGCUGUUUUGA
Molecule: messenger RNA, 1833 nt
Organism: Salvelinus namaycush (lake trout)
Lineage: Eukaryota; Metazoa; Chordata; Actinopteri; Salmoniformes; Salmonidae
Gene: tpp2
Product: tripeptidyl peptidase 2
Exons: 14
Biological process (GO): proteolysis
Cellular component (GO): cytosol
Molecular function (GO): tripeptidyl-peptidase activity; serine-type endopeptidase activity
Source: RefSeq, a predicted model, not a curated record